AAAUGUUGUGAAGUAUAAAUAGAAAGUAGCGUCAAGUGGAAAUACACAAGUGCUUCCUCCACUGUUUGUAAUUCUUUUCAAUAACUGAGCUAUCACAGAAUUAUAUUGAUGAUCAAUGGAAAUAUUCGCCGAUAAUAAUCGUUAUGCAGUUUUUUUUUUCUUUUUUUACAAUUCACAGCCCACACACACACACACACACACACUCAAAGGAGCGGCAGGUGUCAGCAGAACACACCCUGAGCCUUCAGCAGGUAGCCGAUGUGUUUCUACAGUAUUUAUGACCCAGUGUGAGUGUGGCUCUAUCUGGAGCUGGAGCAGUGAGGGUUCAGGAGCCUAUUACGGCUGAAGUCCUCUUGGUGACGCUCUGCUGACAUCACUCCGAUAUUCCCCAGCUCAGCUCCCCGCAUCAGACACACGGAGCUCCGCAGACUCUCCCACGCUCCGUCCACACUUUGUUUCAGUUUCGCUCCGCUCGCCGUGAACGAGACGCGCUGUCACACACAACCAGCCCACGGCUACCUGAGCGCACUGUGGCCGGCCCACACGGGGAGGGGUUUGGCUCUCCCUGUCAUUAACAGAUUCAAAAACGAGAGAGAGAGAAACUUAGCGCAGUCCUGGUUGAAGAGGUCCGUACACAGAGAAGCAGAGGGAAAGAGAAUCGGCAACUUGGCUGAUUUCAACCCAGGCUGUCUGAACUGAGCUCGAAGUUUCUUGGCUGAUCGGAGAAGGAAUACUUUGGAGCCCGUCUGCCCCACACAGCGCUGUUGUGGAUAUUUACGUCCACCUUGUCUCCUCUUUAGAAGAAUGGCGAGAGAUUACGCGGCGCGCUGUCCGGUCUCUCCGGUGAGAAACACUUGGCUGGUGGCGGCAACGAUCCUCCUCGUUGCCAAAGGUAUCGGGGCUCAGAAAGUGCGAGUGGAAGAGGAGCUGGAGGCGUAUCCCACAGAGUCCGUGGAUCUCCGUUGCCAGUUCAUCGAUGGAGGAGGCCGGACCAAGCUCACACAGGUGUCUUGGAUCUGGGAACCCACUGACGGCCAAAGGGACAACAUUGCUGUUUACCACCCGAUCUACGGACAGAGUUUCCCCAACGUGGCUUUCAAAGACCGAGUCGCCUUCCUGCACAACAGUCUGGAGAAUCCGUCCAUCAGGAUUUCUAAGCUGAGAAUGUCCGACGCCGGCCGCUACACCUGCGAGUACGCCACCUAUCCUUCUGGAAACGAACAAGGGACGACCACCCUCAUCAUGCUCGCCAAGCCUAAGAACUCAGCCAAGGUGGUGACUGUCCAGGCUGGCACCAAAUCGGUGGUGGUGGCCCAGUGCGAGGCGGCGGAGGGCAAACCGGCCGCUACCAUCAAGUGGCUGGCAUCGGUCGGAGGAAACCACUCAACCAGCACCACAAACGGCCCGGACGGGACGGUGACGGUACGCAGCGAGUACCGCCUGGUUCCCACGCCGACGGACAACGGCAGGGAGGUGACCUGCAUGGUCGACCAGAAGACACAGGAGCGGCCGUGGGUUUACCCAGUGAAGCUCUCCGUGGAGUACCCGCCCUCCGUGUCCAUAGAGGGCUACGACAACAACUGGUACAUCGGCCGCUCUAACGCCGUACUCCUCUGCCUGGCCAACGGCAACCCUCCACCCACCACCAUCACCUGGACCGCGGCGUCCGGUGCGUUGCCGGACACGGUGGUGGCAGACGGCAACAAGCUGAUGGUAAAGAAGGUGGAUGACGCCGUCAACACCACCUUCAUCUGCGAGGUCAAGAACAAGCUCGGGGCCAGCAGGCACCACAUCACCACCAUCGUCAUCGAGGAGAGGAGACAAAUCACUCCAGGCCCUUCGACAGGUGCAGUUAUCGGUGGUAUCCUUGGCGCCCUCGCCUUCAUUGGCAUCAUCAUCGGCACCGUCCUCUUCAUCCGCAAGCGCCAGGAAGACGGAGAGGGCCCUCCCAAGCACAAGCCCCCUCCCCCUGUGAAGGCAAGCAGCUCAACAGAGAUGCUGAACAAGCCAUCGGGGCCUCCCACGGCCACAGAGACGGUACCUCUCAGCCCAGGAGAGGUUUACUAUGAGACCACAGGAAAAGAGCCUGUCACGAACCUGGAUGACGAGACCAAUGGUGCUUUGAACGGCGGCGCACCUCCAGUCCUGGACGAUUCGGCCAAAUACGUCAACAUCAACGAACUCACAGACCACGUCGCCGACGGUCACCACGGCAACGACCUGGAUCCAUCCAAUCACGAGCCACCGGCUGCCAACAUCUCUCGCGGUGAGAGCUUCGUAUCUUCCGCCAUGUAUGUGUAGCCGUGGCAACCAGAGCACCGCAUCACGGGCAUAUGGGCAAGUUCCAGGUCACCUAAAUUUGCACGAAAAGCAAAGGCGAGCACACUUGUUUCCACACCAGAAAACCCUUGUUUUCAUUUUAAAGUUUUAACUUUAACACACAAUGAUCUGAGUUUACUUUUCUUCACCAUGUUCAUUAGGGGAUGUUAUGGGUCAAAACAUUUCCAAAUCUUCCCAUUGGUAAAUCCACUUGGGCCAAGAGAAGAAUGGGUAACAGGCUUUUGUUUUGUUUUUGUUUUUGUUUUGUUUGUUUUUUUUUACUUUUGAAUAGAGUUUUAAACAUCAUCAUAUUUUAAAUAUCUGGUUCAGAGAAAAGAGAAAUAAAACAUAAAAUGUGAUUAUUCCUUUUUUAAAGAUUCGCACUCACACUGAUAUCUAACGUGCCAGACACCCACUGACAUCAUGUGUGUGCUGCUUAUGAUGAGGCGGGCUUUUACAAUAUGUUAAUUACAUGGUUGAGAGGUGUUGCAAUGUAGGUGAACUGGAACACUCCCCUCAGCUAAUUAACACACAGCGCUCUGCCUGUGUGCUGCUUGCGAAUCUAAAUUUCCACCAAAAAUCAGCAAGACAACUGCUUUUUCUGUGGAUUCAGUAUGAAAUAUUAUAUGCAACAUCUUGUGUCAUGAACAUAACAACAUCCUCAUCACAAAAUUAUUGUUUUAUGUGAGGCUGCCAGUCCCGGGCUCUUCUGUUUACAGCCGUGGAAAGUGAUUUGAAUUUCUUUUCCUCUCUAUAAAUACAGAUAAAACACCAGGCUCCUGUUGCAGCCUUGUUCUACACAGAAAGUAAAAAUACCAUCUUUGAAAUCCCUUCAAAGUGCUCAUUUUCCAUGGUUGGUUGGGUUUGAAUUACAUACAGCUGAAUUUGGUCCCAGGAAGUCCAAAGCCUGAUCAUCUGGCUAUGCAGGCAGCUUCAAGUAAUUACUCAAGAUGUUGAACUGAAAGUGUUUCAGUUCUUAAUCAACUCCUAUAAUAAUUCUAAAAUACAGCCUUCCCAACUCUUGUCCAGGCUACGGUCCAAUAAAGAAACAUUCCACUUUAUUAUUUUGUCAAAGGGACUCAUCUGUCUCUGGACUGCAGCAACUGUCAGCAUGCUGUUAUCACUAACGAAGGGGAAGUGACAUUGUUUUGAAUCCCUGUAACUUGGCAACAUGACAUGAUUAAGAUUCCAUGAUUCAUAUUUGCUGUUGAUAAUUGCAAGAGUUGGUGAGGCUGUGUGAUGGGGCAGACAAAAGUAGGUUUACAGCAAAAGCACACACAACACAGGGAUCUUACAUGCACAUGCACGCACACACACACACACACACACACACACACACACACACACACACACAAAAACACCAAUGUUUGUAUUCAGUCCUCCUCUAAUAAAUUACAUUAUUAAGGUUGAGAAAUGAGGAAUGUAUUUUCAAAGUGUGAAAAUGUUCAGCAUAUAUUUGAAAAUUACUGCCAUUACAGCCAUUUUAUCUGAGUAAAAUGGACACACACUCCGAUAUAUGCAGGACAUUUUACAAUUGUAAAACAUAUGCAUUGUAGCUGAUUGUCAACAUAAAGCAAAAAAAAAAAAAAGAAAGAAAACAACUAUGCCCGGCUGAAUCAAAAAUUGGUCUUAAUAGAUGUCAGAUGGUACCAAAUUAUGAACAAUGUAAAUAGUAUUGAUAAUAUUGAUGAAUAAUAUAUUGUUGGUGAAAUGUGUACACAUAAAAUAAACAAGUGUAGGUGUUAUCAGUGCCUCUGUACAGGGGAUUGGAAGUUUGUUAAAUGUCAAAUUGAGGGAUAAAAAAAAAAAACAAAGUGUAUAUUACUAUUUUACUUUUCACGGGUACACUGAGGUUGUCACUUAAUACUAAAAUAUUUUAUUUGAGUAUAUAUUAAAAAAAUGAAAUGGUGUGGAUUUUACUCCUUGUUCAUAUUACUCUGCAUGGCAUGAUCGGUGGCUUGUUGAAACACUUUUCCCAAGGCUGUUUGCGGAAUAAUCUCUUUCAUUUGUAAAAACAUUUUUGAAUGUCAAAAGCUGUUUUUUUUUUUUUUUAUCUCCUUCUCAAUGCAUCUGUCACAGUCAUGCACACCAUGAGCACAAGUCCAAUUUAAGUUGAGAGAGCUGUUUUUUUUUUUUUUGGUAGUGUGACGGCUCGGCAGGCUGCCCGUUCUUGUCUUUAGCGUUGAUCCAAAAAUGCGGUCAGCAUGGAAUCUUCAUCUCUCACGGCCACAGGGUCCAAUAUACACAGAGAUGCAAGCUUUCCUCUCGCCAUGCUCAAUCUUCAGCUCUUGCUCGAGACCGCAACAAAUGUUCCUGAGUUAUCAUUGCUGAUGGUUGGAGGACAGGCUGGAGCUGACCACGCCAGUUCAAAUCACCUACAAAAGCACAUAUGCAGGUGGUGGAUAAACUGCAGAUUUGUAAACAGUUAUAAACGGGUAUAGGAGUUGAUGGAGCUGGCAGAUAGAGAUGGAAACAGGAGGAGAGGCACAUACAUGACCAAAUAAAUAAGAUUGAUAGAUUAAGAAGAUCACAGGUAGGAGGGAAGACGUAUGACAAUCAUGUGUUAAUAUUUAACCAUCACUGGCUUUGGUGGAGAGGCUGUUUUGUUGUUGUUCAUACAGUUGUAGUUAUUGUAGAACUCCUACUUUCUCUGCUACUCUUCAGAUCUGACAAAUUAUGGAAAAAAAAAAAAAAGAUUAAAAAAAAGGUUUUACUCUUGUUUCUCAUUUUGCUGAUUUAGAUUCAUCAUAAAACACCUGACUUAUGCUGUGGAGAUUAGUUGGUGAGCUGCAAUAUUUGGUUUUCUUAUGUAUGCAGAUGCAGGAUCAAUUGGGAUUUCUACAAUAACUGCUAGUGUAAAAGCUUCCUUUGUAUGUGUGCUUUGUGUCUCUGAGAUGUUUAUUUUGAUUAAAGGGAAUGUCUGCAUGCUGCAUGGACCUAUGGGAAAAAGCUAUUUCCUCGUUUUGCAAGAAGAGUCGCGCCGCCUUGACAAGCAUAUGGCUUUUUGACUCGCUUAUAUGGUGCAGUGUCAGACAAUCACAUAUAAUGUAUUUUAUAGCUCUGCCACUGAACAAAAACUGUCAUAAAGGGAAAUUAAAUGUGAUGGUUUUGCUCUUUUAUCUGUAAAUUAAUUUCCCAAAAUGAAUGAAUAUUUAGUUUCCUGUGGAUUAAUGUGUUUAAUGUGUUUGCCAGCGGGCCGCUGUUGAUAGAUUGAGCAAAAGGAAAAAGACAAUCAUUGGGACCCAUUAUAUCAGAGACCAAUGACUCAGCAAGCAUUCAGUUAUGAGUUUCAGCUCUGCCGUCUCAUUUGGGGGAUCAUUGAGUUUUACCCAGAGCCUUAUGUUUAAUAGAGUUGCUUCAUUCUGAGGUAUCUUAAAUUAGAAUCUUAACAUCUCCAGGAACAUGGUCGUUGUGAAGCUGUCUCCUCUCCUGAAAGGGGAAAUUGCAAAGACGUAGCCCAAACUCAGUUUAUAGGUUUCGUUCGCCUCACAGCACGAGUCAACAAAUAUAAGAAGUGCAGUGACUUCAGAUGGAUUAGCUGUUAGAUCACGGCUCUGAGUCCGUCCCAUGUGCAAGAGCUGCAGUGUUGCAUUUCGGCCGACGUGCUUUGCUCCGUCUCCCUGCUCCGUCUCCUCGCUCCCCCUGUUACGGGUUCAAUGCCAGAAACACAAGCUGUGAAUGUCAGUGAUAAUGCUGUUCAGUCUGAAUCCUCUCCUUCAUUUGCCCUCUCUCUUCUAUUUUUUCCCCCCUCCUCUCCAUUCUCUCUCAUUCAUCCAUUGUCAUCACAGCUUUUCAUCACGGAGCCAGACGUGCCUUCUUUAUGUUAUUUUUAGCUUUUCAAUUCUCACAUUUCUUGUCUGACAGUAUAACGGAUGAUGAAAGGAGGAAACACACAAACACAGGAUGGGUUUGACAUUGAUGAUGGCAAAGCUAAAAAAGAAAAAAAAAAAACUGGAGAUGUAAUCAUAUUUCAGAGUGUUUAUCAAUUUUCUUUCAUUUUCAUUCUUCUUUUCUUUUGUUUAUCACGGAUCAGUUAUCAUUUUGUAUGCUUUUUGGGAAACCUAUUGUACAUGUUUUACAGAUCAUUGUCUUGUCAAAUAAAAUGUAAACCAAAA
Molecule: messenger RNA, 6434 nt
Organism: Seriola aureovittata
Lineage: Eukaryota; Metazoa; Chordata; Actinopteri; Carangiformes; Carangidae
Gene: pvrl2l
Product: PVR cell adhesion molecule related 2 like
Exons: 10
Coding region: 805-2301 (498 amino acids)
Source: RefSeq, a predicted model, not a curated record